AUGGCCGAGCCCGAGCGAGCGGUGCUGUCCAGGCUCCUCUCCUUCACCCAGCCCUCGCCGGCGCUGGAGACCGUGGGCGGCUGCCAGACCGUGGCCGAAGUGCGGGUGCUGGUGGUCAACACGGGAGGGACCAUCGGGAUGAUCCCCCGGUCGGAGGGUCUUGCUCCUGAAGCUAACAAACUAGCAGGGGCCCUGGCGAAGAUUCCAAUCCUUCACGAUGUAGCAUAUGCCAAGGAAACAAAACUGUACAGCCGCCUUGCCCUUGGAGAUGACUCUUUGGUACUUCCCCUUUCUAAGGAAAACAAAAGAAUAAUCUACACCAUCACAGAACUUUCUCCGCUGCUGGAUUCUGCAAACAUGUCACCAGCUGACUGGGGCAAGAUUGCAAAGUGCCUUGAGGCGAACUAUGAAAAGCACGAUGGCUUUGUGAUCCUUCAUGGCACGGACACAAUGGCUUAUACAGCCUCAGCGUUGUCGUUUAUGUGUGAGAAUCUGGGGAAAACCAUCGUCCUGACCGGCUCGCAGGUGCCCAUAUAUGAACUGAGGAAUGACGGCAGAUCCAACCUGCUGGGGUCCUUACUGAUUGCUGGACAGUUCGUAAUCCCUGAGGUGUGCCUGUACUUUUAUAAUAAAUUGUACAGGGGAAACCGGGUGACUAAGGUGGAUGCAGAGAGUUUCAAUGCCUUUUCCUCACCUAACCUGCCUCCACUUGCAAAUGCUGAAGUUGAUUUUACAAUUAACUGGGAAACCGUAUGGAGAUCCAAUACCACCAAGAAGUUUGAGGUCCACACCAACAUGAACAGCAAUGUUGGGAUACUGCGGAUCUUCCCAGGGAUCACCACCGCAGCGGUGAAGGCAUUUCUUCAGAGCCCAAUGGAGGGGGUUGUGCUUGAGACCUACGGAAGUGGGAACGCCCCCAAUAACCGCCCAGAUUUACUAGAGGAGCUGAAGAAGGCGACCGAUCGUGAUGUCGUGAUACUGAACUGCACCCAGUGUCUGCGAGGAGCUGUGUCUUUAGUGUAUGCCACAGGAAAGACACUCCUGGAUGUGGGAGUAAUUCCAGGAGCAGAUAUGACACCUGAAGCUGCUCUUGCAAAGCUGUCCUACGUCCUGGGCAAACCCCAACUUAACUUGGCCGAGAAGAGAAAGAUGCUGAAUGAGAAUCUAAGAGGAGAGAUAACUGUUAUACCCAUAGGAACUCGAAUCACGCUCAGAGACAGCAAAUUUAUUCAAGGGAUUGCCAAAUAUCUGUAUAUCAGCUGCAAGGAGGAGCUAGAGGCUGUUAGAGAUGCGUUGACUCCGGCUUUGGCCUGUACAGCUGCAAAAACUGGUGAUUUGGAUGCCUUGAAAGCUUUACAGAAUAUGGGUGCAAACUUGAGCUCUGGGGAUUAUGAUGGGCGUACGCCCCUUCAUGUUGCAUCCUGUGAGGGCAACCUGGAGUUAGUCACCUACCUAUUGGAGUCUGGAGCAACAGUGUAUGCGAAAGACCGAUUCGGAGCUACCCCGCUGAUGAACGCUAUCAAAUUCAGGCAUCCGGAUGUGAUUUCCUUGCUCCGCAAAACUGGGGCUCAUCUUUCCAGCCAAGAGCUUGUGAAUGUCGGAACAGAACUCUGUAGUCUUGCUUUUAAGGGAGAUAUUGAUGGGCUGAGAGCUUGGCACCUGGGUGGCGUGGACCUGAAUCAGCAGGGCUAUGAUGGGAAGAGUCCGCUUCAAGUGGUAAUGCAUCAUGUAGACAUCUAUGACAUGCUUUUAUUAGAACCGAAUACGUGA
Messenger RNA from Euleptes europaea (tarantolino), 1770 nucleotides. It is a transcript of the gene ASPG, whose product is annotated as asparaginase. The coding region runs from base 1 to 1770 and encodes 589 amino acids. Gene Ontology annotation, molecular function: protein binding; asparaginase activity. Lineage: Eukaryota; Metazoa; Chordata; Lepidosauria; Squamata; Sphaerodactylidae. The record is from RefSeq and is a predicted model, not a curated record. Gene Ontology annotation, biological process: amino acid metabolic process. The transcript has 14 exons.